AUGACACGGAUGAUUCUGCUUCUGUUACUGUUCGUAGCAUUGCCAUCUAUAUCAGGUAUGUUUUUCAUUGUUUAAACUUCUAAUUGAUAUUAUCUGUUAGUAAUCUUAUUAAUUUUUUUUUCUCCAUGUGGUUCUUCUUAGCCCGCUUUGUUUUUCAUAGUGUAUUCUUUAACUAAAUCAGCCGUAAUACUCUUCUGAACUCACAGCAAAGCUCUUGCCCAAUAAAAAAAGAAUAAUAAUUCCUGACUUCUUUCGCUUUUUCUUUUUCUGCUUCUCUAGUUUCCUUUUUUGAUCCCAAGGGUACUAUGGAGCAAGUCGCGAUAAAAUGUUUGGUGUAGUGUUAAAGAGGCCAGUUGAGAACUGAGAAUUAAAUUUUCCUCAUGAGCGAUUCCAAAAUGACAUAAUUCUAUAGUAAAAGGUGAACUCGAGUAGAAAUUUUCUUCAUAGACGAUUUGAGGAAAGGGGAGGGUGGAUUGCGCAGACUUUUGGCGCCAACACUGCACACUUAUUUACAUAAUAACCUUGAACAUAUCUCUCGUGUCAUGUGCGUUUUUGCUGCUCGGAGAGUGUGUGAGUUUUUUCAGCUUCUGACUGGCUUUCCUUGAGCAGGAGGCAGUAGCUGAUAAUCCAUAAACAAAUUUAAUCAGAGCAAAAGCGUUUUCUUCUGGUCACUAGCAAUCGGGAAGUAGAAACCUAGGCUGUCAAACACUUUCCAUCGUUUGCCUAUUAAUUAUUGUAAUUCCCAUGUUCAAACACACUAUUUGAGAGGUAGAUUCGGCUGAGAACUAGGAGGAAAAUCGGCGCAGAAGGAUGGCUAAGUAAACCGCCUCCGAUAAGAAGUUGCCUAUUAGCUAUGGGUAAAUAAGUAGGAUGAAAAGAGGGUAGAGGAGUGUUCGCAGAAAGUACAGACGCGGCCACAGCCCCCACGUCGGUGGGAUCACACAACUUACCAAACAAAACGGCACUCGAAAAUAGACGACCCGCUUUUGAUGAUUGGCUCGUUUAAGAACCGAUGGAGUGCGGAAAUAGAUUGCUAGGAGAACAUGUUUCACAUCUAACGAUAACAAUUUGCAAAUACAAAUAUCCCGGCUUGUUCGAAACAUGGUUUCUGAGAAAAAAGUUGAAAGUGUAGCAAAACAAAACAAUGUGUCAAUGACAUUGUGUGAUGUUCAUCUUUCCUUGUUUGCUAUCUGCAAAAAGCUCAAAUUCAAAUAGUGUCUUAGAAUAUUUUUUUUGUUUUUCAGGAUGGAGUCUAAACUUGAGCCCAUCAGAAGAGAGGAUACAAAACCGGAGAUCAGGAGAAAACUUUUUGGUUGUGUGCAAAGUGAAAGACUUCGAUGGUGCCGCUAGCGACGUCAAGAUUGAGUGGUAUCGCGAAGAUAAGCUCGUGCCACGAUUUGGAAGGUAAAAGAACCGAUUCAUUAUUGAACAUAUGGCCAUCAAUUAGAAAAGACGGACCCAUUCUGUUUCAUUUGCAUUUGCUCACAAUAGAUUCCAUUUUCUUGACCGAUCAUGACGCAAUGUUGUGUGUGAUGAAUGAUGGUCUGUUUGCAGCACCAUGACCAUCGAGCGACCCUAUUCAAGUCAGUUGAUGAUAAAUCGUCCAAAAAUUGCUGAUGGAGGAAAAUAUACAUGCAAGACGGAAAUUAAUGGGGAAAAACAAGAGGUUUUAGCCGAUAUAAGUUUUGUCGGUAUGUUUUUUAGGUCUUUCGAUUUUUCAAAUUAUUUUUUAAACAGAUCCGCCAAAAUUUGUGAACAUUAAAGAAGAGCAGCAUCCCGAGGAAGGAACACGGGCCGAAAUAGUUUGCGAAGUAGAAGGAACGGACCAACUUGAAGUUUUCUGGCAGUUCAACGGUGUUACCCUAGAUGAAAGUAAGUCACACACGGUUCUGACCUGUUGCACCAAAUUGCGCAACAUGCGUGUAUAUGUCACCUCGAAAUCAUAUCUAGCCAUCUAAUCAUGGACAGAAUACGAAGAAUGAUUCCAAACCAAUCCCCCAGAACCCACAACCAGCCUAUUCAAACAAUAAUAAUGAUGGGUAUUGAAAUAAAUUGUAUGCUAUGCGUUUUCUCUAGUGAUCAUCAUUGUUUCAUUCCCGCUAGAUGUCGGUAUAACAUGAAAUAAUUAGAUUGUGCAAUUUAGAGGAUAUUCACGGAAUAACGCGUUUUGGCAGGUCAAGUAGCGCUUAGCCUCUCCUUAAGCUUUUUCUGUCUGUGUGUUCUCCGAGAAUAUCCAGGAAACCAACCAUCUGGAUAGGGGUUAAUCCACGACCUGUUGUUCAUAAAUAAUUUUUAUGGAAAGUAUAUUGAGAAGGGACUUGAAUCCAAUAAAAUUCCGGUCAAUUAUAAAAUUCUAAUCAUAUUUCAUCUUCAGCUUCGCAAAGAAAAUACGAAUUCUCGGAAAACAAUCAAAUCUUGUACAUCCCACAUUUCACUGCCAAAAAAGACGACGGAAUCUACAACUGCAAUGCGGCUCAGUACUCUUCCUUUGAAACUUUGUCUGUGAAUGUUAGCGGCUAUGGUGAGCAAAAAAGAAUAUUUUAUUCGAAUCGUGAGAGUGCUCGUUCAUAUACAAAUGAAUAUCUUUGCUUUAUCUUCGCAACACAUUAAUUAUUGCAGCACGCCCUACAAUUACUGUCUUCGAUGUUCCGCACGGGAACAACGGAAUAGAGGGGCACACAAUCGAGCUGAAGUGCGGAGCCGUCGGAAAACCAAAGCCAUCUUAUAAGUGGUUUUUUGAGGUACGAAAAGGCCGCCACCUGUCGCACUGUUUAUCAAUUAGUAAUUUGAAACUGAGCGGUAACCUUUGUGCGGUCUCAAUAUGGCACCUGAACGUAAUGAGAUUAGAAACCUGUCGCUUUCCGAUAAUUUGCACCCAAUAAGGUGGACGGUAUUCAGGGAUUUGAAUUCUUCUGGAGUUCCACACUGAUUAUUCAAAACCAAAUUCGUUUAAGUUGGUAGCUUUGCGUUUUGCACACCUGUCAAAUCUGCUUGCUUAUGUCUGUCGUGCAAAACCUGGCGUAGAUUUUUGAUGAGCGGACGGCAAAGAGCAAACAAAACGGAUCGCAAAGCAUCUUCUGUAUGUGCGCAAACGGGGAGAGAGACCUUUUCUUGGUACACAACUCCUUCUCCUUUUUACUUGUAGUAUCCCUGAAGCUUUUGUUCUUUCCUCCGUCUGCCAAAAAAUGCGUCAUGUCACCUUGACUCUCAGACAAAAAGACGAGAACACAGACCGCGUGCCUUUUGCGGGCACUUCUUGCAUUCGAAGGUCUUUCGCACACUGUCGUAAGGGUCAGAGGCCAAAAACGGAAGCAAAUGAAACACAACAUAAUUAACAACAGGAAAACAAUUAAACGAAGUCAACCGCAGGCCUACAGAAAAGUAGGACCAAUGGGUACCUAGUUCUUCAGAGGGUCGAAGAAAGCAAAUUAUGCAUUUCCUUAUUCUCUAGAGACCGUAUCUUGCGAAACACUUAGGUUUUCUUUUACUUUUCCCUCCAAUAUGCAGUUUUUGCAGUUUUCAAAAACAUAGUUAUGUUUGAGUGAAUGGUUGCCUCUCUCACGAAUCCACCUACUAGGCAAUAAACGUUAAUCAUUGAUGAAGGUAUAUAUCUUGAUAGGAGCAAAAAUAAUGAAGAUAAACACAUUGGCGUGAAGGUUAGCAUAUGCAUGAGGUAUCACGCAAAAGGUCGUUUCGUGAUGAGUGACGGACUUGACUCACUAAUAAACCGAUUAUUAUCUCGGCAUGAGGCCGGAUAAAGGUUUCGGACGACUGGGAAUUGAGAAGAGUGACUUCAGAGCGUUCGGGUUAUCACUAGAAGUGAAGAUGUUCUUAUACAGUAGUUUUUGUCAAGAAAACCUUGAAACAUGAGAAGAAACGUUUUCAAUCUUGUAACAAGAGUGAGGUAUUUAGAUGAGCAUUUUUGAAAAAAUUGUACGGUGUUCGAUCCGCCGAUUCUUUAAUACUAUCGGGGCACUUCAAAGUAAAUGCGCUCUGUUGAGAAGCACCUUUAUUUGUAAUCUCCGGGGCCUAGUUUUCAGCCUCGAAACGAAUUUCUGUUGCUUGUUAUUUCAGUUCUGGAAUAACUUUCUCUGUUUUGUUAUUAGCGCCCGGUCGGAGAUCACAAUUUUAACAGCGCGCAGUUAGUUUGAAAUUCCCCGAUAGUAAAUUUCUAGAGUUGUUUCUCGAGGAUUGUGUUAGGGCACAUAGACUGAAGAAACCAUAUUCACUGUGCCAAACAAUGAACUGCAGAUGUUCUGUCUAUUGUUGAAUGAACAAAGAAAGAAAACUUAAUCGUUUCUCUCUUCUCGGAUUGAGCGAGAAUAACAAAAUGCUCAUAUUUUAUUCAUGUCUAGUCAGGUAUUCAGAUACCACAGCCGGCUGUCAACAUGAAGGGAUUGGGGGAAAAGUAUAGGAAAGAAGCACUUACUAUGAUUGCAAAAAGUAUUCAGUUUCAAGGAUCGAAAAAAAAUAUAUAGAGACGCUUUGUGUUUCAUCGGUCAACUAGUAACUUAUUGUAUAUAUUGAGGGGCUGGAAAGUUUGAAAAAGCAAUUAGAUUGACCAACAAAUGUAUUAUGAUUUCAGGAUGAUGAAGUACCAAUUGCUCGUUCCGAUAAACAUAAUGUCGAGGAAGGCCUUCUUAUUAUUGAAUCUCUCAACUCUGAAGAUGCCGGAACUUACAAAUGCAUUGCGAACAAUACCGUCGGCACUAACGAACGCAGUUUUGAGUUGGCCGUUUACUGUAAGAACUAUUUUUAAAUGUCUAUCCGGUUUUCUAUUUUAGUGAAGCCGAAGGUUGAACUUAAACACGAGCACGUGAUAAAAGAAGGAGAAGACAUUGAGAUUGUCUGCAGUUAUCAUGGCGAUGGAUACGUCACAGCUAAAUUUGUUUCGGGAUCUCGCGAAUUCACGGUACAUUCAAACGUUGCAACAUCACAACAUAACCUUUUUUGAAACAGGUCAAUAGAGAAACUGAUAUUCAAUCGGAUGAAGUUGGAAACGGAAUAGAGGAGAAGAGCUCUGCAAUUUCUGCUGAAAAUACAUAUUCUGAAGAAGUUAGCACCCAGAAAGAAGAAGAGCUCGUUUUACGAACAUCCACCGAAGAAGUAGAUAAUGCUGAGGAGAAAAAGGAACAACAAGAAGAGCAGACUGAAAUAAAUAAAUGGAAACGAUUCACCGAAGACAUCAACUCAGAGAGAAUUUCCGUGAGAGAUGAGGAAAACAAACUGAUUCUCACCAUCAAGAGAAUUGCACUUGAAGAUGCUGGAGAGUACAACUGUGUCGCUUCCAACGAAGCUGGAUUAACAACCAGAACAACGAACGUGGGAAUUAUUCGUGAGCGUUCUUUCAAUGUCUCAUCUAAUUAUCAAACUCUCUUUCUAGAUUCACCACAACUCCGCCAUUACACUGGCCCACAAGUCAGGUCGUUCGAAGGAAAUACGCUUUCUAUAUAUUGCGAUGUAUCCGCCGUUCCCAGCCCUAAAUGGCAUUGGUUCAAAGACGGAAAAGAAGUGGAAGCAAACGGGGCAUCUAUCAAAAUUGAUACUCAAACCUCUUCAACAAAACUAACUCUGGAAACUUUUGAAGGAAACGAUAAUUACGGAAAUUAUUCUUGUAAAGCUGAUAACGGAAUUGGUCAGCUUGAGAAGCAGAUAAGUGUUAUUGAAAUUGGUGAGUAACCUAUAAAAAAAUGCCUAGGGUAAUGUAUUUUUUUGAGUGAAACCAGCGACACCUGUCGGAAUGGAUUGCAAAAAAAUAAUCUAUCCAAACUUUGGAAGAUGCUCAUUCGAUAUGGAAAUUUACGAAAGCGAAAGUAGCAUGCCACAAACAAUGGAGGUCUUAAUUGCGAAAUUAGAAGAGAUGGAAUCUGACUACAAUUGGAGUCAUGCACGCCAUAUUACUGUGAGAUUCAAAAAUAUUACCCAUAUUCCGGACUUAGAAGCAAACGUUCAAUAUGUUAUCAAAAUCCGUGCGGUCAAUGAGGCCGGAAGCAGUGAAUACACGGAUGAGAUCAGUCUUGAGACAACUGAUCCGUGGGCUCCACAGUCACCGCCCAGUGUCAAAAUGGAAUGCUCGGAGUACUGUAAUGUUUUAUGGGAGGCUCCAAAUGAUCAUGGAAGUCCACUUCUGAAAUACAAAAUUUUGGUGCAAGAGAUGCAAACGAAGAAACAUCAAAGUGAGAGUGAAAUCGAAAGUGCGGACAGUAAAUCCGUCAGUGCGGAGCUGCCUACCCAUCACAGUAUUGUACAAGACGAUGUUCCCGAAGUUCGUGGAAAUGAAGAGACCACCACAGAAGAGGAAAAAGGUGGCAAUUCAGAAGAAAACAAGGACAACGAAGAACAAAAAGAUGAGUUUUCUGCCGAGGUUCUUCCUACAGAUAGCCCAAUCUCCGCAGAGGAAAACGAAAGUGAUACGGAAGAUGAAAAAAUUCCAUUCGGAAGUCCAAUAAUAAUUGAAGUUGACGCAAGUGACAAUGAAGUGCAACUUACUAAUGUUAAGCCACAUUCUUAUUACAAAAUUUCUGUGGCGGCUGUUAAUGCUAUCGGACAAGGAGAGCCACUUGAGAUUGAGCACCAGACAUACGGUCAGUUUCAUUAAUAUUAUGAAAAUUAUGAAAAUUAAUUAUUUUUCAGAAAGCCCAUCCAAAUACGAUAAAGGAAUGGAUACCAUUCAGCUGAUUACACUAGUAGCGAUCGGAGUAUUUUUCCUACUAUUCCUUGUUGAUUUGGGAUGUUUCCUUACCAACAGAUGCGGUCUCAUUUCAUGCAUUUGCUUGAACUUAUGUGGAAAGAAUCCCAAUUCGAAACAGAGGGAUUUGGAGUCUGGAAGGCUAGAAAACUAUUUUAGUUCAAUAGAUUAAACUUUUUUUUUUGCAGAGAUGGACCAGAAAGCAAUCGUCUUCUUGGUUCAAGUGGAGCUAGGUAA
Caenorhabditis sp. 36 PRJEB53466 is the source of this 6925-nucleotide messenger RNA. The record is from the annotation of a GenBank genome assembly. Lineage: Eukaryota; Metazoa; Nematoda; Chromadorea; Rhabditida; Rhabditidae.